This is a messenger RNA of Oncorhynchus kisutch (coho salmon), 2801 nucleotides long. RefSeq names its product syntaxin 8 (gene stx8). NCBI's taxonomy places the organism in Eukaryota, Metazoa, Chordata, Actinopteri, Salmoniformes, Salmonidae. Gene Ontology annotation, cellular component: SNARE complex; endomembrane system. Gene Ontology annotation, molecular function: SNAP receptor activity; SNARE binding. The transcript is spliced from 8 exons. The record is from RefSeq and is a predicted model, not a curated record. Gene Ontology annotation, biological process: vesicle fusion; intracellular protein transport. The coding region runs from base 110 to 901 and encodes 263 amino acids.
UGCUCACAGGACACCAUCCUGACGUCACACACAAACAGGAAGUGCUCCCUGCUUAUCAGACAAUUUAUGGAGUAAAUAUCGACAAAUUCAUUAAUUAUAAGUAGUUAACAUGUCUCAAGAUCCCUGGUUACAGAAUUAUGAUGCCACUUGCCGCCUUGUUCAAGAAAUUGCAGAGAACAUUCAUGAAAGAAACAGACAACAGAGGACAAGAGGGAAUCCUGCAAAGAUGAACAUGACACUGCGAGCGUCGCUACAGAAGCUGAAACAGAACAUCAACCAGCUCAGAGAGAGUUUGCUCCGAGUCUCGUCCUCCCGGCGCAUGUAUCCUUCCUUUCAACACAUGAUCACUGGUCCUCCUGGUCAUGUGACUGAUGACACGCAGCACAGUGCCCCAAACCGAAUGCAGUCGGAAGCCGAUCGGAGACAGAACCUUGUUGACGACCUGGUCACCAGGGACAAGCAGCUAAAUGCCACGUUCAAGGGUGACGUUACACAGCCAGAGCCCUCGAGGUCGACCCUGAUGGCUGGGGCGGGGGCAGAAGGGGGGGCCGCGGUCAACCCCUGGCUGGUCCACGAGCCAGAGGAGACCAGGGGCCUGGGCUUCUCCGCAAUCAAACAGCAGCAGCAGCACAUCAUCGAAGUUCAGGAUGCUGGGUUGGACGCGUUAGCCGCCGUCAUCAGCCGACAGAAGCUGAUGGGUCAGGAUAUAGGCAACGAGCUGGACGAGCAGAAUGAAAUCAUCGAUGACCUCACCCACCUGGUGGACAAGACGGAUGACCGGAUCCGCAACGAGACAAGAAGGGUUAAGCUGGUGGAGACUAAGUCGGCUUCCUGCGGGAUGCUGGUGGUGAUCGUGCUCCUGCUCAUUGCUAUAGUGGUGGUUGCUGUGUGGCCCACAUAAGGAAGAGGCUGAGGGGAGCGUUUUGGACAUCGCACCGUCCGUGGGAUGACCACUGAGACUGCGUGGAGAGCCUACAGGGGAGACGAGGUGCAGAGGCACUUAUGCAGGUAUGUAUCAAGCGUGCUGAUUUAGGACCAGGUUUGCCUUUUAUAUCCCAAUGAAUGAAAAGGACAUAGACAAGGCAGACCUGAUUCUAGACCAGCACUCCUACACUGAGACGCUUGAUACAUACCUCCGACACACCACCCCUGUGCCCUGUUAAACACACACACACACACACACUAAUAAUGACACACAGACUGUUCCACCCCCCUCUCUUCUCCCUCCCUCUAUAUUUCCCCUCUCCUUUCCCCUUAUAUGAAAACUGAGUGUAUUGUAGUUCUCUACUGUACCUCAACACUUGGAGAGUUGAGCCCUGGCUUAUGAGGAACCAGCAACAGUGUUUUCUUUUCUUACGUGGGUGUUGGUCUGGUAAAGGGUAGCACUGACCCUAAUUCUGUCUGUGGGCUGAGAGGUCCUGGGUUCCGGGGCGCUAAUUCUGCUAGCUUAGCAAUUCACUCACACACAUCUAUUAUUAUAAUAAUUAUUAUAUUUACCCACUAGCGGUUCUAAUGGUAUCAUUUGUCUUGGGAUUUGAUCAUGUUUGUAGGAUAAUGCCAGCCAAAACAAAUAACAUGUAUGACUGUGUCACUUUUUAACAUGAUGCGAAUCAGUUUAGCUCAAUGCAACCUUGUCAUUUCUAAUAAACAACAUUUACAGUUAACAGCACGAUCCAUGGACUCCUUGGUGUAAAGAGUAUAGUGUUAUAUAAUAUUGGUAAUCUAGUAAGGAUAAUGUACUGUAUCUAUAGCAUACUCUGCAUUAUUCCACCGUGUCAAUUUAAAAGCCUUGCAGAUGCUGCAAAAGGAUGGGAGAUGCUUGCUUGCUUGCGUCCGUGUGAACAGUAUAGCUUGGAUCUACACCCAGCAUGCUUCGCCCUCUACUGUACUGCCCUACAUCACACGUGGAGCUGUUGAUAGAGCUGUACCCAGCAUGCUUCGCCCUCUACUGUACUGCCCUACGUCACACGUGGAGCUAAUGAUAGAAGUGUGUAUGUUACGCCCAGGACUCCGGCUUCAGAGAUCUAAAGCAGACAUUGAAUGAUUUUAAGACGAUAGAGAAAGAGAGGCAUAAGAGAAAAAGAAAGAGUCACAUCAGUGGCGACUUAACAGAGUUUAUUUCAACUGAAUUCUGGAUUUAGUUCUACCAGCUUGGUGUUCAGUAGUUAUUGUUUCCUUCUUAAAAUCACAACCAUCUAAACAACAACAAACAAGUAACAAAAAAAAUGUAAAGGAAAAAAGACAGAAUAAAAUCCACAAUGUCUCGUGUCAUUAAAUAUAUCCAUAUAUAAUAACCAUAUAUUAGUACACAUCGUAAAACAAACAUCGCAAAAAAGGUUUCGCAAUGGCCAACACAGCUAAACAACAUUUACAAUUUAAAAAGUAUGAACAAAAGCAAUGUUUUGACAGGUCUGUGGUAGUCAUAUUUCAUCAAAGAGGAGGUCAUUGUCAAUCCAUUGCUUGGAAAACUGAUCUAAAAUGUAUUUACAUCAUGGGGAUACAGAGACAUAAAUGGGGGGAAAAACGAUUGAGGUUUGAUUAUAUAUUAUGUGCCAAACAGAAAUACAUUUACAUUUAAUGUCACGAGUAUGGAUAUAACGAUAAAAGGAAGUAACAUGUAAAUGUAUGUAUAAAUAUGUGUAAUAUGUCAUCUGUAUAUUUCAAUACACCAGCACAAAGCAUGUGUAUGUAUGACUGAUCUGUACACAGAGAGAAACCGUAUGGAACACAGAUGCUGGCAAUCAGACCCUCAAUGUACAUCUAAUUGGUUUGAAAUAAAAGAAAUAUGUUGUUUUAAUUCA